AUGACGGACAGCAUGACAACCGAGCCAUCUCCAACGAUGGCUCUUCCAAAGGAUUUCAAAUCGAUCCGGGAAAUCUCUGAUAUGGACGCCAUUCUAGUAGCAAAACAAAAGCCAUUUGUCAACGUUGUUGGCUUGAUCAGAGACUACCAGCCUCCAAGGCAGACUGGGGGCGCAGAUUGGAAAAUGACCCUUACAAUUGUCGAUCAGUCUAUCGAGGAAUCAUAUGACGUGGACAUUAUGAAGCUUAACGUUUUCUUACCUCGGCCAGACAUGCCGGUCAUUGCUGGUGUGGCACAGCCUAUCCUUAUUAGGAACUGUAGAGUCCAAAUACAUUCAGGCGCUAUCUCUCUGAUUACGAACUAUCGUACCGAAAUCCACGUAUUUCCAGUGCAAAUUCCCACAGACCCGGCUCUUCCUCAGCCGACAUCAAAACGUGGCAAGGUCAACAUAGAAGAAGUCAGAUACGUUGCUUGGCUACAAACUAAUAUUCAAAGAGGUGCAUUCCCAGAUUCCAGAGAAUUCCAGGAAAGAGUAGUCCAGGCAACAAAUCUCAAAGUAAAAUCUUGCGAGCUGAAGGAUGCUCGGCCAGGGAUGUUUGGUGACAUCGUUGGGGAGGUUAUCCACAUGUUUGAUGUGUCCGAUCGAACCACUGUGUAUGUUACCGACUACACAAGCAAUAAGAACUUCUACAACCACGUCAUGCCAGGUGUACACCCGAUUUUGGAAGGGCGGGAUGGAGAUGAUUUCGGGUAUUCCAACCCGAAGAUGAUCAAUAAGUCAAAGACGAAUGAAUGGAAGGGCCCAUACGGUAAAAUGUCUAUCCAACUUACAGCGUUUGAUGAGCACAGCGAGCGAUUCAGAGACCAUGUAAAAGUUGGAAACUGGGUGAAGCUGUUAAACGUUCAUUUUGAGUUCCCAAAAACUGGCGGUCACCUGGAGGCGAAGCUUCGUACUGAUCGACGUGCCCACGCAGGCAAGCUCCAAGUGGAAGUUCUUGCCCCACCUGAGAACAAGGAAGAUAUGGAUUAUAUGUGGAAAAACGCACUACGCCGCAAAAGACACUACCAAGAGACAGUCAAGAAGCAGAAGCGCGAGUUCGAACAAGAAAUUGAAGAAGUUACCGGAAAGCGCAAGCGUGAUGACGAUGAUGAGCCUGUGAAGAUGAACGGAAAGCUUCGGCGGAAGGAGAAGAGAAAGGCAAUGCAAGAAAAACUUCAACAGAAGUCUAAGAUUGAGUCUGGCCAAGGAAAGCCCGUCGCCGACACGCCAGCAGAGGAUAAAACUGCACUGAAUACUGCUGUGAGAUGCCACAAGCAGACAUCACCGGCCAUUCCUCUGGCGCUAAUACUCAAUAACCGCCGCAGUGUGCCCGGUAGCAUAGACGGUGGGAAUCAAACAUAUGCACCUUUCGUCAACGCCAACUAUCGCGCCAACCUCCGCGUCACCGACUUCUUCCCUCACAAACUCGAAGAUUUCUCAGUUGGUAGAAAGCCAAACGAAUUUGACUGUCUCUCUGACUUCGACCCUACGUCGGAUGAAGAGGAUGAUAUUAAUACUGUCGGUAAAGACAUUGAUGACUUUGUACUCCGUGAUAAUGACCAUCUACAGUGGAGUUGGCGAUUCGCAUUACAGGUCGAAGAUGCAAGUCCAUCCGAAAGCGGAACAAAAGAGCGUGUUUGGGUUUUAAUCGAUAAUGAGUCAGGGCAGUUUCUAUUGACUGAAAAUGCUGCGAAUCUCCGCACCACGCCCGAUGUCCUUGCUGCUGUGCGCGAGAGGCUCUUUGUGCUAUGGGGCGACUUGGAGGAAAGCAAGGCUGCUUACCUGAACAGCGCCGAAGGAAAGAUCCUUCUCCCGCGGUCACUAGAGUCGCCCAACUUGUCACGAGACGUUUCGCCACCUCCUAAGAUCCCCCAGAAGCGUAUAUCUCGACCUGGGGAACAGCCGCCAGAUAGUGACGAAGAAACGCCUGCAGUCGAACCACCCCCCCAAAAAGCACCUGUGGAGCGAGAUCCAAACUCAUUGGAAAGUAUUAAAAAGGCUACUCCCAAACAAGCAGCUGCACGUCUGUCUGCGAAGCUGAGGGAAAUUGGAGACCAGGCCCAAAAUAAGCCUUUCUGCGGAUGCAUUCGAGAGUAUGGCAUCAAAGUUAAGGUUGAUGAACCAGCUUUGGGUGAAGAAAACGAGGACGACGAAGAUGACAAUGAUCAAAGCCAGCGAACAGAAAAGCCGGCGGUAGCGACAAAGUGGGAAAGAAAGUUUGGGCUUCAUGGGACGAUAAUUAUAUAA
This is a messenger RNA of Pseudogymnoascus destructans, 2286 nucleotides long. RefSeq lists its product as uncharacterized. NCBI's taxonomy places the organism in Eukaryota, Fungi, Ascomycota, Leotiomycetes, Thelebolales, Thelebolaceae. The transcript is spliced from 4 exons. Gene Ontology annotation, cellular component: chromosome, telomeric region; nuclear telomere cap complex. Gene Ontology annotation, molecular function: telomerase inhibitor activity; G-rich strand telomeric DNA binding. Gene Ontology annotation, biological process: regulation of telomere maintenance via telomerase; telomere capping. The coding region runs from base 1 to 2286 and encodes 761 amino acids. The record is from RefSeq and is a predicted model, not a curated record.